This is a messenger RNA of Parnassius apollo (apollo), 381 nucleotides long. NCBI's taxonomy places the organism in Eukaryota, Metazoa, Arthropoda, Insecta, Lepidoptera, Papilionidae. The record is from the annotation of a GenBank genome assembly.
AUGGAUUUAAGAGAAGAUGAGGAGCGCAUUCGACGUUGGUUGUGUGAGUCAGACAUCGAGUCUAACCACGAUGAAGUAGAGGAACUAUCGGAAUCCGAAAACGAAGAUAAUAUGGUGGCAGAUGCCCACGUAGGAACAGAUGAAAGUGAGGAAGAAGGUUCGAUGUCAUCUGAUGAGGAGAUUUUCGUCAGCAGGCGCUCACGUAAGCGAAGAUUUGUAGGCCAGUUGGGGUUUGAGUCCAUCCAGCAUCAGCAGGAGCCGCAGGAGCCUGAGUCAUCAUUUGUGAUCCGUUACAAUAAAAUCACCUUUAUGGAAAGAGCGGUUAUAAAUGGUCUACUAGACCUCGCAAUCCACGAGCAAGAACAUCUUCUCGUAAUGUGA